AUGCCUGAAAAGCAGGAUAUGCAAAUUAUAACCAAUACCGGUUCUAAUUCAAGUUUAAAUAUUCAAAAUGGAGAAAUUAAAACAGUCAUUUCCAUAACUCAAGAAGAUAUGGCCCAUCCAUCUCACACAAUUGCCACAAUAUUAUCUCCACAUGGUGAAAAAGUUGCUGUAACUGGUGAUGUAGAUGAUGCUAUGAAAUUGGCCUUAGAAGCAGAAGGAUUGGUAGUUACCCCCGAGGAGGAUCGUAAAUUAUUAUGGAAAAUUGAUCUUUAUAUGUUUCCUUUGAUGUGUUUGUUGUAUGCUAUUCAAUUUAUGGACAAAGUUACAAAUGGUAAUGCAGCUAUUAUGGGCUUGAGAACUGAUUUGAAAAUGCAUGGUACAGAAUAUUCUUGGGUUGGAUCUGCCUUUUAUUUUGGUUAUUUAUUAGGCCUAUUCACGUUGCCACCUUUGUUGCAAAAAUCACCAUGGUUUAUGAAAUCUUUGUGUGUUAUUAUCGUUUUAUGGGGAAUGGUCUUGGCUUGUCAUGCUGCACCCUCUGUUAACUAUGCUAGUUUUAUAUUUUUAAGAUGUUUGUUGGGUUUUUUGGAAAGUGCUAUAACCCCAUCAUUCACUAUUUUAAUGUGUCAAUAUUGGAAAAAGGAGGAACAAUUCACUAGAAUUUGUUUAUGGUUUGGUUGCAAUGGUCUUGGAUCUAUUUUAGGUUGUUCUAUUUCCUAUGGUCUAUACAUUCGUCAAUAUUCAUAUAGUAUUACAGCCUGGAAAGUUUUAUUCGUUGUUACAGGUAUGAUGACUAUUUUCACUGCAUUUAUCAUGUUUGUUCACAUCCCAGACGAUCCAUCCAAGGCCUGGUUUUUAAAUGAGCGUGAAAAACUAAUGGUUGUUCAAAGAAUCAAAUCUAACCAACAAGGUUUUGGUAACCAUCACAUUAAAAAAUCACAAAUUCUCGAAGCUUUCAAAGAUGUCAGAACUUGGCUAUAUUUUUUGUACUCUGUUUGUUCUAAUAUUCCAAAUGGUGGUAUGACAAAUUUCUUUUCCAUAUUGUUGAACGACAAUUUUGGCUAUACUGCGGAUAAAAGUUUGUUAAUGAACAUGCCCAGUGGUGCUGUUGAACUUGUCGGCUGUCCAUUGUUUGGUUUAUUGUGCGCCUAUUUUGCUUAUAAAAAACUGCCUAAAUAUGAAUGGUUGGGUCACAGAUUAGUUUGGGCUUUUAUUAUUAACAAUUUGGUGAUUGUUGCUUGUUGUAUGUUAGCAUUUGCUGAUAAAAAUAAGAAUGCACGUUUAGCUGGUGCUUAUUUGAUGUAUUUAGCUCCAUUAUCAUUUAUUUGUAUUAUUUCUAAUAUUAGUUCAAACACUUUGGGUUAUACUAAAAAAUGGACAGUUUCGUCUAUCAAUUUAAUGUCUUACGCUGCUUCCAAUAUUGCUGGUCCACAGACAUUCAUAGCUAAGCAAGCACCUAGCUAUCAAGGUGCUAAAAUUGCAAUGGUUGUUUGUUAUGCAGUGGGUUCUGUUAUUUUGGCUUUAUUAUAUGUAAUCAAUGUUAGAGAAAACAAGAAAAGAGACAAGAUAGCCGCCGAAAGGGGUCCAGAGGAAUUUGUAGUAGAAAACUUGGAAUUUGCUGAUUUAACAGAUUUUGAAAAUCCACAUUUUAGAUAUGCUUUAUAA
Saccharomycodes ludwigii is the source of this 1662-nucleotide messenger RNA. Its product is annotated as allantoate permease family MFS transporter. Lineage: Eukaryota; Fungi; Ascomycota; Saccharomycetes; Saccharomycodales; Saccharomycodaceae. The record is from RefSeq and is a predicted model, not a curated record. Gene Ontology annotation, biological process: allantoate transport; dipeptide transport; tripeptide transport. Gene Ontology annotation, molecular function: allantoate transmembrane transporter activity; dipeptide transmembrane transporter activity. Gene Ontology annotation, cellular component: plasma membrane. The coding region runs from base 1 to 1662 and encodes 553 amino acids. The transcript has a single exon.